Molecule: messenger RNA, 1109 nt
Organism: Anopheles funestus (African malaria mosquito)
Lineage: Eukaryota; Metazoa; Arthropoda; Insecta; Diptera; Culicidae
Exons: 2
Coding region: 79-1056 (325 amino acids)
Source: RefSeq, a predicted model, not a curated record
UUUGCAAAAACAACACAAACUUUGACAGCCACAGCGUUUGGCCUGUUUACGAAAACGUGCUACAAGUCCGGUCGCAUCAUGUAUUCUGCUGCGGGGAGAAAAAGCAAGCAGGGUGAUUUUUCCAUCAAAAUAGAAGCAACUUGGGAACCUGAUGUUUGCGUUCCGCCAGUCGUAGACGAGGACGAUGGAGAUGGCGAUCUGGAGCAUAACGUAGGAGAAAAGUCCAGCCAAUCGAAAGAUAUUCUAGCGGAACUAUGUAAGCAGCGGGCUAUACCCAGUAGUUUGGAAUUACAACUACAAGAGUACUUUCGGCAACAUCCACACAUCCAACCACUUCCGCCAUCGCAAUCGAAUGCCGUCGACAUUGAUCUGGCCGACACGGAUGAAGAAACUUGGAUCAUACAGUGUCCCAGCACCAUCGACGUUAAAGCUGAACUCUUGAAUAAGAAAAUUAACCUUGCAGCACCCCAUUCAAUGAUCAAACACUGUUCCGUACCACUCGAAGCUCACGUCCAGAUCAAUACUGAGGAACGGGUGAUUGGGUUGCAGUCAGGAUCGCGCGUAAAAUCAUUCGUGCCUGCCGGAUUUGUGCGCAUUAACCAAGCGCUAACUGCACUGGAGGUACCGGUACCAUCAAACACGAGCAAUGCUAACCACAUUACUGUACCAUAUCCGGAGGAAAUACGCGUACGCCAUCCUCUGCUCGGGUACGAUUUUAACGAACAUAUGAGGUUACCAAAGCGCGUGCGGAAGCAGCUAUCGUUUGCUCAGCAAAAAGCUGCAUUAAUGUAUCAAAACGCUGGCAAGACUAAGACAUCAAAGAAGAAAUCCAAUACUGCUGCAGAAUCAACAUCGGAUGAUCAGCAAACCGUGUCAACUAAAACGAGAAAACGAAAACAGCCGUCCGACGAGGACGAUGUGAUUCCGCGAACAGUUAAGCAGGAACCACUGUCACCGAAGCAGAAGAAAAGUAAAAGUACUGACGAAGUACAAACAGUAAACAUUAAAAAGGAAGUAACGAUGGAGGAUGAUAUUUCCUGGCUGCUUAACAUCUAGCACGCAUAUACAUCCAAUAAAUGUAAUAUUCAUACAAGCCUUUAUGAAAAGAA